AUGGAUGUUGCAAGUAUGGAGACCGAUUAUUCUUCGGAUGUUGUUGUACCUCAGGAGCUGCGCGUCCUUGCUGUUGAUGACAGUCUCGUUGAUAGGAAGGUUAUCGAGCGCUUGCUCAAGAUUUCUCACUGCAAAGCGAUUGCCGUCGAAAGUGGGACGAGGGCUCUGCAGUAUUUGGGCUUGGACGAGGAGAAGAACUCUUCUGGGUUUGAUGAUGACUUGAAGGUGAAUCUGAUAAUGACUGACUAUUCUAUGCCUGGCAUGACUGGAUUUGAGCUUCUCCAGAAGAUCAAGGGCUCGGCCAAGCUCAAGGGAAUCCCGGUUGUGAUCAUGUCGUCCGAGAACAUAAUGGCUCGUAUCGAUAGGUGUUUGGAGGAAGGGGCUGAAGAAUACCUCGUGAAGCCGGUAAAGCUCUCGGAUGUCGAGAGGGUCAGAGAUUGCAUUUUGCGAGGCAAGGAUAAAACAGGGAAUUUACUGAACCCUAAGAGGAAAAUCGGAGUCGAGCCUCAACCACCACCACCACCGGCUAUCGACUGUGAAACUGAUCCAGUGGGGCCCACAUCAUCAGUGCCCAUCAGCCAUGAAAGCCCGACUUCCCCUCGUCCGGGCCCAGAACUUCAGCCCGAGCCGCACGAUCAGCCUCUUGCCAAGCGCCCAAGUUUGGUGGCUGCCGCAGAUCGACUUUGA
This is a messenger RNA of Striga hermonthica, 687 nucleotides long. Lineage: Eukaryota; Viridiplantae; Streptophyta; Magnoliopsida; Lamiales; Orobanchaceae. The record is from the annotation of a GenBank genome assembly.